This is a messenger RNA of Spizellomyces punctatus DAOM BR117, 2013 nucleotides long. RefSeq lists its product as uncharacterized. The record is from RefSeq and is a predicted model, not a curated record. Gene Ontology annotation, biological process: rRNA processing. Gene Ontology annotation, cellular component: preribosome, large subunit precursor; preribosome, small subunit precursor; nucleus. The transcript has 11 exons. Lineage: Eukaryota; Fungi; Chytridiomycota; Chytridiomycetes; Spizellomycetales; Spizellomycetaceae. Bases 1 to 2013 code for a protein of 670 amino acids.
AUGACGGACGGUUCAGGAAUGCAGAGCGGGUUUGGCAGGCAACUUGCGCAUACAGAUAAGAGCAUCCGCGACCGGGCAGUCAGAGGUCUCACGAAAUGGCUGGUAAACAAUGAAGAAAUUAAGGAUCUUGAUCUCUUGAAACUUUGGAAAGGACUUUUCUACAGUUUCUGGAUGUCCGAUAAGCCUCUCAUUCAACAGCACCUGGCGGAUAAGCUCGCUAGCCUAGCACUCCACUUACCUCAGUCCACGGUUUUGCGGUAUAUUCGAGCGUUUUGGACUAUAAUCGUUGCGGAUUGGCAUGGGAUCGACAGGCUGAGAUUGGACAAGUACUAUAUGUUGUUGAGAAAAUUCCAUUUCUACGGGUUCAAGUAUUUGGAGAGCAAAGGGUGGGAUGCCGAUGUGGUUGGGGAGUACCUGCAGAUCUUGAAGAAUGGACCUUUGAAGCUCAACGAUCUGAAAACUCCAGACUCUUUGAGGUACCACACCGCGGAAGUGUACCUGGAGGAACUUCAGAGAGCAGUUGGAGGAAAGGCGACUGCGGACGCCGUUUUUCAGCUACUGGAUCCCUUUUUUGAUAUCAUAUCCAAAUCAGCAAACGAUGUUGUCUUCGCUAAGGUCCGAGAAAAUAUUUUUGAGCACAUUCUCGAUCAAACUUCGAAAGAUGACAGCGCGAUGGAUCACGACGUCCCCUCUCUCCCGUUUGACUGCGAGCGAAUUGGACGGCGAAUAUUCGAUAUCGCAAUAGGCUCCGAUGUCCUCGUGAAAAACCGACCAAAAGUGCAACACUUAUUUAAAGCGUAUGCAAAAGUUGUGAAGAUUGAUGUGGAUGAGAGCCUGUUGAAAACCUCCAAAGGCGCCAUCAAAGGAACAAAAAGCAAGCCGGACCAUUUGAUCGAUGCUGGUCCGGCUACUUUGAAGGUGAAUGGCAAAGGCCAGGCCCAGUCUGAACCCAAGAGUGAGGAAAGAGCACAUGACGAUCUCGUGGGGUCAAAGCGGAAAGCAGCGCCAGUUGACACUAGCGAAGAGGAUGCUUCCCCGAGGAAGAAAAAGAAGAAGGGAAAGAAGGGCAAGACAGAGACUGCAGAUGAAACGGCACAGGUGAUGGAUGUCAAAGAAAAUAUGCACGGAGAAUCAUCAGAUGCGAGGGUGGACGUAACGGGCGAGGGGAUGGACGGAAUUGAACAGUAUAAGGUGGAGGUUAAGGUCACGAAGAUACCCAAGGCCAAAACCAAGAAGACCCAGGACGCAACCGGUGCACUUCCACUGCCCGGAACCGUAACAGACAGUAUAGAUCCAAAGCUGAGUCCAGUUACACCGCAAUCGAAACAAAAGAAGACGGGAAAGAAUGCGAUGACAGUCCCUGCGAAACAAACCCAAAAGACACUGCUCAUAGCAACUGCCAGCUCCGAUCCCAGGAAAUCUGUAAAAUUUGUCAUGGAGAAAAACAUGGUCAAAAGUUUCGACAUAAAAGAGCCCGUGGCGGAGGAAGGCACCCCCUCUCGCAAGACAGAAACUAGCGCGCCGCCUGUGUUGAAACCUGCGCUUGCUACACCAGUGGCCAAGAAGCUCGAAAGUUUGCUGAAAUCGGCCGUGUGGACGGAAAAGGCCCACGAAGACGUUCAAGCGAACGAAACUGUAGAGGAAGGAACGCCUAAGGGGACGCCAAAACGGGAUGGGACUGUGACAGAGUCUAAGGAAACUCCAGGAAAGACAUCAAAGAAAAGCCCAAAAGCCGCAAAAUCGUCCCAGCUUUCAGUGCUCCUGACAACGCUGCUGCAACAAUCCAACACAACAUCCGCCAAAGACCCUGCAAUCUCAGAGAAGAGCUCCACGAAAUCACCAGAUCCGAUAACUCCGCAGGGUAAACCAUCGACUAAACAAGGAGCUCAGAAGACCCCUACAUCCUCACAGAGCAAGAAAAAGACUCCCAAAUCAGCGCGUAGUGCUUCAAAAAACACCCCGACUCCAGACCGCAAGAGCCCCCGACGAGCGGUGGCCGCUGAUUUUAUGUAG